Fundulus heteroclitus (mummichog) is the source of this 3285-nucleotide messenger RNA. It is a transcript of the gene plekha8, whose product is annotated as pleckstrin homology domain containing, family A (phosphoinositide binding specific) member 8. Gene Ontology annotation, biological process: intermembrane lipid transfer; ceramide transport. Bases 133 to 1824 code for a protein of 563 amino acids. NCBI's taxonomy places the organism in Eukaryota, Metazoa, Chordata, Actinopteri, Cyprinodontiformes, Fundulidae. The transcript is spliced from 13 exons. The record is from RefSeq and is a predicted model, not a curated record. Gene Ontology annotation, molecular function: ceramide 1-phosphate transfer activity; ceramide 1-phosphate binding. Gene Ontology annotation, cellular component: cytosol; membrane; cytoplasm.
AAUCCAAAUGGAAAAACUAAGGACGCCGCUCCGCAAUUCACAUUUCUGGGCCCAAUGGAGUCGCCGUAAUCAGCUGUGCCACACAUCUUGCGAUAAACAAGUAAUGAACGGUAAAACGGACGUAAUUAAAAAAUGGAAGGCAUGCUGUAUAAGUGGACCAAUUACAUCAGCGGCUGGCAGCCUCGCUGGUUUGUCCUAGACGGAGGAACUUUGUCAUACUAUGACUCUCAGGAGGAUGCGUGGAAAGGUUGCAAAGGCAGCAUCAAGAUUUCGGUUUGUGAAAUCCAAGUUCACUCCUCUGACUCCACACGUGUGGACCUGAUCAUACCAGGAGAGCAGUACUUUUACCUCAGAGCCAUCAAUGCUGCGGAGAGGCAGAAAUGGCUGGUGGCGCUGGGCACAGCCAAAGCCUGCCUCACCGACAACAGAACCAAGAGAGAAAAAGAACUUCAGGAGAACACCGAGGCAUUAAAAACAAAGAUGUCCGAGCUCAGAUUGUACUGUGACCUUCUUCUCCAGCAAGUAAACAAAAUCAAGGAGAAUGAUGAGCUGGGAGAAACGGCGGAGUCUGGUGUCGACUCUGGAAACAUGGUGAAGUCGACAUGCACCACCUUCCUUAAAACCCUGGAGGAGUGCAUGCAGAUCGCAAACCGUACGUUUAAUACAGACCCGGGAACGCACAGUCCGCCAGGAACUCCUCCCGUGGCGGCGAUCAAACCCCUGAAGAUUAAACAUGCCAACCAUGCAAACCUGAACCUCGCAGAUAAGUGGAAAGAUUUGACUGAAACCCCUGGAGAAACAAUUGCACACGACAAGCAGAGCCUCGACUCUGGAGCUGAAGGACAAGACGAGCCAGAUAGAUCAGAACAUCACCCUUCCCCAUCAGACAGCGAAACAUCCAUCGUCGGUCGAGAGCAAGGCCAGCCUGCCGCGCACGUUACCCAGAAUGCCCCUGAGAUCGACAGCGGGGACCACCCGGCAGAGGGAGAGGACCAGAAAGCUUCGGAUCAAAAGAGAAAUGACAGAGGACUGCGCGAAGGAGACCAAAGCGAAGAGCGCGACGGCGAAACAGGAGGAAAGGACGCCGCCUCGCCCGAGCGCCAACAGGACGCUCUCCUAGACCAAGAAGCGGGCGGAGAUCCGUCCAACAGCCCGGGCCACUCGUCGGAGUCGGACACAGAGCAGGUGGACACUUUCUUCAACACGAUGAGUCACAGAUUUAGUGAUAUGAGACUGGAUGACGACAAUGGUAUUCCUUCACAAGAGUUUUUGGACUCAUGCUAUGCAAUAGUGCCUGUAUUAGACAAACUGGGCUCCACCGUUUUUGCACCAGUUAAAAUGGAUUUUGUUGGAAAUAUUAAGAAGAUUCAGCAGAAGCUGAUGUCCGACCCGGACGGCUUCCCCACCCUGCAGUCCAUCGUGCUGCACGAAGUGCAGACAAACGUUGCCCAGGUGCGCAACUCCGCGACCGAGGCUCUGCUGUGGCUCAGACGAGGCCUCAAGUUCCUCAAGGAGUUUCUGUCGGGGGUCAAUGCAGGAGAAAAAGACAUCCAGGCGGCACUGAAUAACGCUUAUGGGAAAACUCUCCGGCAGUACCAUGGCUGGGUGGUGCGAGGUGUUUUUGCUCUGGCGCUGCGAGCUGCCCCGACCUACGAGAGCUUCACCGCCGCCUUGGUGUCGAGAGAGGGCGACGAGCUGCGGAGCGAGUUUACCAGCAGCAUGCACAGGGACCUGGGAGCGUACCUCCCUGCCAUGGAGAAGCAGCUGGCCAUCCUGGACGAGCUGUACGAAGAAUACAACCUGGAGUCCGACGAGGUGGUGUGAAACCCCACGGAGAGAUCGUCCGGCUGCCAGGAACAACGGAGCCUCCCUGACGUUCAGAGCUGAAAGGAAGGCGCCAGACGCUACUCAGUGCCGAGAGCAUACGUCACGGCAUUCAGAGGUUACCCAGCAGUUAAGGGAAGAAGAGAAGAGAUUAUUAAAGCCCACAAAGGGCGUGUCCAAGCAAAAAGUAACAACUGAAAUGAAUAUUUCAGGUCUAGGUUAAAAGACCAGUGGCAGUGAAAGAAAGGGUUCUGCAGAGCACAGCCAUAGUUGUACAUGGUGCCACUUCUUCCUGAUUACUGUUUUUUUUUAUUUUAUUAUUGUUGUGGCAUUUUAUGAUUUUCAGGUAAAUAACUCUCUAGUAUUUAUUUCCAGAUACAUCCCUGGAUUUUUUUUUUUUUAACUCUUUGAUGUCAUUAAAAAUGCUUUAAUUUGGCGUCAUGAAACAUGGUUUACCAUGUAAGAGCACAAAGCACUUGGGGCAAAAAUAAACACAGUCAUAGUGUUACAGCAUUUGUUAAAUGUCUCCAGUAUUUGAUAUUGAUUGACAAGACUGACGUCAUUACGUUAUGCUAGCUUUUUCUGUAUUCUUUUUUUGUUGUUUUUUUUUUUUUUACUGUGGCUGUGAACAUUUUUAUUUUUGUUGUAAAUUAUAAAUAAUGUAAAUUGUUUCCCUGAAGUCACCUGUAAUUUAACCAGACGCUGGCUUUAUAUUACUUCUCAUUGUGUCAGAGUUCAACGGGACCAAAAAGGAGACGCGUCCGCCUCCGCCGCCUGUCCGGUGAAGCCGCACAAACGAAAAGCCUUUGCAUACGAUGCAUUUUUAACUACUCGUGGUGUCAUUGAUCGCAUUUUACACGUGUCUGGAUUCUCGACAUGCCUCCGAGUGAAUGAAUGAAGAAUUGGCUCCACGGCGCAUGUUUUAUUGUGGGCAUGUUUUGGUUCAUUAAAGCAACACCGGCACCAUCAGGGACUGAAGACGAGCCAAAUGCUCAAAUCUUGCCAAAUGGAUUAAGAGUACUAAAAUGACAGUUUAAAUUGGUAUUAAUUUAUUUUUUUUAUCUUUUGUGUCUCCUGACAGUAAUAGGAAUUUUAAAUCAUCACAUUUUGUAUUCUUACCCCUCUCGCCUCGUUUUGCUCCACCGCUUAAAACGAUGCAAUGAAUGGGCGCAUUCAUUUAGGAUCAGACGGAUGAUAACGACUGCAAUGCCGGGUUGGGUUUUGCGGUGAGGACUAACUGUGUGGCACAAUAACUGUGAAUGACAUAAAACUGCUUGUAAACCUCAUUAAAGGUUUUCGUAGAAGUUGUGCAGCAGACACGUUUUUCGGUAGCAUAUGAGGGUCAUAGGUAUUGUGCUGUUGUAAUAUUACAACCCCUCCCCCAAAAAAGGAAAUGCUUUGUAUGAAUGUUUAUAAGAUGCUAUUUGAUUUUUACCCAAUAAAUAUGAUUGAAGAGCUCUA